UCUCCCCACCAAAGCAAUGCCUCUCGACUCUCAACCCACCCACAGGAUCUUGCGGCAGGUGUGUUUUUGUUGUCAGUGGCCAAGGUUGGGACUAACCAACACUUGCUUCUCUGUUCUUGUUGGUCCUCUACACCACCAAGAGCUUUCUAUUUGAUUGGUCCUUUCUUGGUGUGUCCAACUUCACUGUCGGCAGACGAAGCAACACAAAUCCAAGAUCAUCAGAUGUUUCCGUGUUCAUGUCAACCAAAGUUGCCUCCUUUAUGUCAUAUGAGAUGCGAGAAAGUUCCAAGACGCUCGAGGGACGAUUCAUCAGCUCUUCCCGCGUUAACCUCGGAAUGAGUUGUUUGGGCGAGACAGCGUUAAACCUCCAAUCAUACCAACAAAGCAACAGCAAAGAGGACGACAAGAGGGAAAGACCCUAUUUUUGAAGUGAAGAAGCUCGAAAAGAUCCGACCUUUCUAUCUUUGGGCGGCUUCCACCCGUGCUGGAUCCCCUGUCCCUCCUAUUCUUGCUCUGUUGCCUGCGUGAUCUUUCCCAAUUAAUCUGGCCAGAGGUGGAAGGCGAUGCAGAACGCAAUUAUCACACGGUGGAGGAGAAAGAGAACAGAGUUAAAUGUCUCAUUAUUCUACGUUCAGAGGGAUUGUAGCCCGUCCGGCAUCUUCUUCUCCUCCUUUCUUUCUUCGUUCCCAUCACAUUGGUGCCCAGAGAUUGCCGUGCUGGUGACCGGCAAGCUAUAGGCCGUGAUGGGUUGCGUCGCGUCGAAAGUCCCUGUUACGCCCGCGGCAGACUCCUCGGGCGUCUCGGGGAGCCUUGAGACGUCCAGGGACCUUCUGCCGGCCUCGUCGUCGCUGUGGAACGAACCUCGGGUCGAUAAUGAUGAGUUCGGGGACCAAAGCGAGUCGGAGAAAUCUGGGAAUGUUGAGUCGGCCGGCGACAGUUCGGAGAACUUUCAGGUGCGGAAUAUGAAUCGGUGCACCGAGGGAGAGCAGGUUGCCGCAGGAUGGCCGUCAUGGCUGAGCAGUGUCGCCAGAGAAGCCAUUCAGGGAUGGGUGCCCCUCAAAGCUGACUCCUUUGAGAAAUUAGGGAAGAUCGGGCAAGGUACCUAUAGCAGUGUGUUUAGAGCUCGCGAGAUUGAUACGGGGAGGAUUGUUGCUCUGAAGAAGGUGCACUUUGACAAUUUUGAGCCUGAGAGUGUUAGAUUUAUGGCAAGGGAGAUACAGAUCCUCCGCAAGCUUGAUCAUCCAAAUAUCAUGAAGCUGGAGGGUAUAAUUACUUCUCGGUUAUCAUGUAGUAUAUACCUUGUUUUCGAAUAUAUGGAGCAUGAUCUUGCAGGGCUAUCAUCCUCUCCAGACAUCAACUUUAGUGAACAACAGAUCAAAUGCUAUAUGAAACAGUUACUAUCUGGGAUUGAACAGUGUCAUUCACGCGGUAUCAUUCAUCGUGACAUCAAAUGUGCAAACCUUUUAGUUAACAAUGAAGGCAUUCUGAAGGUUGCUGAUUUCGGUUUGGCGAACAUCUUGAAUCCCGGGGAAAAACAACCACUAACAAGCCGAGUUGUGACGUUAUGGUAUCGUCCACCUGAGCUUCUCCUAGGAUCAACGGAUUAUGAUGCCUCUGUGGAUUUGUGGAGCGUCGGAUGUGUAUUUGCAGAACUCUUUCUUGGGAUGCCUAUCUUACAAGGAAGAACAGAGGUUGAACAAAUGCAUAAAAUCUUUAAGCUCUGUGGCUCUCCACCAGAAGACUAUUGGAAGAAAUCCAAGACGCCCCAUGCAACGGUUUUUAAGCCUCAACAUCCUUAUGAGAGUUGCCUCCAAACGACAUAUAACUUUUUACCAGAAAGUGCGUUGAAAUUGUUAGGAACAUUUUUGUCAAUCGAACCUGAUAAACGUGGCACAGCUUCUACUGCUCUUACUUCUGAGUAUUUUAGGGCAAAGCCUUAUGCAAGCGAUCCAUCUAGCUUGCCCAAGUACCAACCAAACAAAGAAAUUGAUGCAAAGUUCCGUGAGGAGUCUCGCAGGAGGGGUGUCAAUGGCAGAUUACGUGUUGCAGAGGCAACAGGAAAACCUUCAAGAGCAAAUAAGCCUUCACAUGAAUCAAACAAUCUAGCAAAAAUAGCAUCUCAAGGAGAGGGUUUGAAAAUUGCUCAAGGAACCAACAGAAGUGGCCCAAAACGAGAUAUUUCAGGAGUAAACGGUCAGCAACAGAUACCAACUGCUAGAUCCAGGGAUGAGCAUCGACAAGCGAAGCCAAUCUCUCAAGGAGACACUUACUCAGGUCCCUUGAUUGUCUCUGCUUGCACCGGCUUUGCAUGUACAAAGAAACCGAAAGACGACCAUCCACACAUCAAACCACAGGCUAAAACCAGAUCCAGACAGGACAAAUUGGGGAAGUUGGAUCCAUCAAAUAAUUCACAGGUGAAGAGUGCUUUCAAGUUUAAUGGAGAAGAGAAUGGAUAUCUUGGAUAUGCUCCCCAUUCUAAUUCGAAAGGCCACAAGCCCUAUGAGUCAACAAAGGAUGCAAUGCUGAAGCAAUGGUUACAUCCAGAACUUCAAGACUCAAUGCAUUCUUUUGCUGCCUAUCAUCCUCGUGAUGCAGUGGUACUAUCUAAGAAUCAGGGCCUGGGUUACAGAGAUCGAGCAGAAAAGGUGGAUUUCUCGGGGCCCGUACUUCUCCAAUCAGAAAAGGUUGAUGAAUUUCUGGAGAAACAUGAACAGCAUGUCCGCAAAGCUAUGAGAAAAUCAUGGUUCCAAAGAGGGCAAAAACAGGGACUCUAGAGAGACAUGGAGGUGCUACUUUCUACUGGCAGAAGUAGGUGGCCUCAACAUAGACAGAGAUCAAUUUGGAGCAUUAACAGUCAGAUGCAAGUUGUGCUUGUAAUUGGUGAACUCAGUGCUUGAAAUUCCGACGCAUUGAUACUGCAGGGCUUUUCCAUUUUGAGACAUAUAGCGAGCACCAAAGUUUGUGAUUUGGAGUCUUCUUCUUUUGAAUUUGUACUCAAAUACCGUUUGUGGAAAUCCCAUUCUAGGGAUUAACACUAAGCAUUUCUCUUAAAUGUGGCUAUCUUUUUGGUGCUGCAAAAGCCUGGAUGCAGGUGAAGAUUGUAUAAGACAACAUAUAUAAAGUUCCAAACUUCAAAGU
Messenger RNA from Musa acuminata subsp. malaccensis (wild Malaysian banana), 3138 nucleotides. Its product is annotated as protein IMPAIRED IN BABA-INDUCED STERILITY 1-like. The record is from RefSeq and is a predicted model, not a curated record. Gene Ontology annotation, cellular component: cyclin-dependent protein kinase holoenzyme complex; nucleus. Gene Ontology annotation, biological process: protein phosphorylation; positive regulation of transcription elongation by RNA polymerase II. NCBI's taxonomy places the organism in Eukaryota, Viridiplantae, Streptophyta, Magnoliopsida, Zingiberales, Musaceae. Gene Ontology annotation, molecular function: ATP binding; RNA polymerase II CTD heptapeptide repeat kinase activity.